Molecule: messenger RNA, 678 nt
Organism: Cylicostephanus goldi
Lineage: Eukaryota; Metazoa; Nematoda; Chromadorea; Rhabditida; Strongylidae
Source: the annotation of a GenBank genome assembly
UUGUCAGAUGAUCACACCACUGUGAGGUGGUCUGCCGCCAAAGGUGUUGGACGUAUAACUGCUCGUCUUCCCAAGGAAUUAGCUGUGCAAGUAGUCGUUUCUGUUCUUUCUACAAGUUUUCAUCCACUUGCUGGACAUUGUUCGUGGCACGGAGACUGCUUGGCAUUAGCUGAGCUGUCACGGCGAGGAUUUUUGUUGCCCGAAGCACUAGACAAGGCAUUUCCUAUCGUGCAACAAGCACUAUUUUAUGAAGAACCUAUGGGGCGUCACGCACUUGGUAGUAACGUUCGUGAUGCCGCUAGCUAUGUGCUGUGGGCGUUUGCUCGAGCGUACGAGCCUGAACAGCUGAAGAGUUUCAUAGACGAUGUGGCCACUAGUUUGAUGUGCGCCGCAUUGUUUGAUAGAGAAGUAAACCUGCGCCGAGCAGCCUCUGCUGCUUUUCAAGAGAACAUCGGCAGGCAAGCAAAUUUUCCUGAUGGAAUUGCGUUGCUCACUACAGCGGAUUAUUUCGCGGUAGGAAACCGUUGGAGAUGUUAUACCAAAGUCUGCGCUGAGGUUGUCUGCUUUCCCAAGUAUGCAGACGCUAUAGUUGAUCAUCUUCUCGAGAAGAAGGUAAAUUUCAGUUAUUAUGACCCUUCUUUUUUAUAUCUUUCUCAUUCAAAUCAUUCACUGGGAUGA